Ictalurus punctatus (channel catfish) is the source of this 7266-nucleotide messenger RNA. It is a transcript of the gene pde3b, whose product is annotated as phosphodiesterase 3B. The transcript has 16 exons. NCBI's taxonomy places the organism in Eukaryota, Metazoa, Chordata, Actinopteri, Siluriformes, Ictaluridae. The coding region runs from base 211 to 3486 and encodes 1091 amino acids. Gene Ontology annotation, biological process: signal transduction. The record is from RefSeq and is a predicted model, not a curated record. Gene Ontology annotation, molecular function: 3',5'-cyclic-AMP phosphodiesterase activity; protein kinase B binding. Gene Ontology annotation, cellular component: membrane.
GAGCUCAUCAUCGCUAAAACAACAACAACACUUCACCUUCUUUCUUCCUUUGCAGUCGAGAGAGAAGAAAAAAAUGCAGGAGCGCGUUUGAGUCGGUUCCGGAGCGCGUCCGCCGCCAUGUAGCGAAACCGUCGAUCGUCGGCAGGAUGAAAGUUUGAGACGGGAACGGAAAGCGCGUGCUGUUUUCUUUGGUCGGGAGGAGGGAAAAACAUGGCUGUGCGCGAGGAAGGCGAGGUUCCGCACGGUAAAGUCAGGCACGACGGCGGCGCGGAGAGCUUCAGGAACGGCUACGUGAAGAGCUGCGUCACGCCGCUUAAGCAGGACCCGCCGCGGGGGCUUUUCUAUAGCGCGUGCCGCGCGUGCAGCGACUCGGACUCCAGCUCCACCGGGGUUGCGCGCGCCUCCGCCGCCUACGCGGGAGCUUUCGCGGCGCUCGCGGCGUCAUUCUUCCUCUCGCGCCGCUUCCAAAGCGUCGAGUUGCGCGCGCUGCUGUCGGACGUCGCGAGCUCUCUGAGCCCGUUGUUCAGCAUCGGGUGCGCGCACUUCUUCCUCACCUUCUACCUGCGCCGGCGGAAGCGCGAGAGCAGUCGCGGCUGGCUCGUGGCCCUGCCGGUCUCGUGCUACCUGGGGGACUUCGCGGCGCUGCGCUUCCUGCAGUGGGGCUCCGGAGAGCAGGACGACUCCGCCGCUGCCUCGCAUCACGUGCACACGGCGGGCCGCCUGCUGUUUGUGCUCGGUUGCGUGGGCCUGCUCACACUGCUACCGACUCUCAAACUCCGGCACAGCGUGCUCGUGCUGCUUUUCGCCAGCGGCGCGUGGCUGCUCGCGCACACCGGCCUGAGCUGCGUGGCAUCGUGGCUCAGGCCGCUGAUCGCGUGCGCUGCCGCUGUCACAGGCUCUGUGCUCGGCCUCGGGUUCGACCGCUUAUAUCCGCCGAGGGAAACGGCGCACCGGACAUCCGAGGAGCGCGUGCCAGUGGUGAGGCCGCGGCGGAGAUCCAGCUGUGUGUCGCUCGGAGAAACUUCCAGUAGCUACUAUGGCAGCUGGAAAAUGCCGCGCAGACCGUCAUUACCGUGCAUCUCCCGAGAGCAGAUGAUCCUGUGGGACUGGGACCUGAAACAGUGGUCUAAACCCCAGUAUCAGGGUUCAGUGUGUGGGGCAGAUCUCUCUGUGAUUAGUGAUGUGAGGAAUCUGAUCUCAGACCUGCUGCAGGACUCGUCUCUCUCUCCACAUGUUGUGUCGUCAUUGCGCAGCGUCAGCAGUUUGAUCAGCAGCUUCUCGGGCUCCUUCCGGCCGCGUCCCAAUCCGUUCACACCGUUCCCAGGGUUCUACCCCUGUGCUGAGGCAGAGGAUCAGAGUGACCGAGCUGAGAGAAAGCCUGUAAAGGGCCUGAGUAGUAGGAACAGUCUGCCGACUCCUCAACUGAGACGGAGCUCUGCGUCCUCGUCCGUCUCUCCUCUGGAGACGCUCUCGUCCCCUCGCUGGGAGCGCAGUAAUGGAAAAAGAUCUCACGCUGAGCUUAGUGCCAGCAGUCAGGGAUCAUUCUCCAACGGGCCAAACAGCAACCUGCUGACCAUCCCAAAGCAGAGAUCCUCCUCUGUUACGCUGUCCUACGGUCACACCAUGCCCAGAAGACCAGGUGCGUCUCCGAGUCUGAGUCCACUCAAUUCUCCGAGUCACGGUCCCCCGUCAUGUCCGAGCUCAUCGCUGAUCACUCGGUCUCCGGUGGAGUUUCCCGACACGGCCGACAUCCUCACCAAGCCCAGCGUAAACCUGCACAAAGCACCGGGGUUUUCGCUCAGCUCACUCUGCACCAGUUGUGGGCGACAGAUACUGAAGAGCGGCUAUAAUGCUGAGGUGGGUGACGGUCACAUGACCCCGGGGCCUGACAUGCAGAGAAGGAUAUCAGCUGAGGCGACGGAAUACAGUAGCGAUGGGCUGAUCAGGGAGGAGAGUGGGGAAGUGGAUGCUCAGGGAGAGGAAGCAGGACUGACCGCCAAAGAACGAGCUCAGCGUGAGGAAGAGGAGGAGGAAGAGCAAAGAUCGGGUGUGCAGGAGACUCCACCUCGUCCUGAGGAAUUCAAGUUAGAUCCCCUGCUUGAGGACCAGGAAGCUCUGUUGGAGAAGCUGAACAACUGGAACUUCCAGAUCUUUGACCUGAUGGAAAGGACGGGAGGGAAGUCGGGACGGAUCCUCAGCUAUGUGGCCUACACUUUGUUCCAGGACACGGGUCUGUUUGAAAUCUUCAAAAUCCCCGUCCGGAAGUUCAUGACGUACUUCUGCGCUCUGGAGAACGGUUACCGAGAUAUACCCUAUCACAAUCGUGUCCAUGCCACAGAUGUCCUUCACGCUGUGUGGUAUCUCACCACCAGACCCAUCCCAGGCUUCCAGCAGAUCCAUAAUGAACAUGUGACAGGAAGUGACACAGACUCAGACAGUGGUAUCUCUCCUGGACGGAUUUCUUAUGCUUUGUCCAAAAGCUCCUCCAUCUCGGAUAAUAGUUACGGCUGCUUGGCCUGGAACGUCCCUGCCCUCGAGCUCAUGGCACUAUAUGUAGCAGCUGCUAUGCACGACUACGAUCACCCAGGUCGCACAAACGCCUUUCUUGUAGCUACUAAUGCCCCUCAGGCGGUGCUGUACAACGAUCGCUCGGUUCUGGAGAACCACCAUGCUGCCGCAGCAUGGAGCCUUUUCCUGUCUCAGCCCGAGUUUAACUUCCUGUCCAACCUGGACCAUGUUGAAUUCAAGCGUUUUCGCUUUCUUGUUAUCGAGGCCAUCCUCGCCACAGACCUGAAGAAGCACUUUGAUUUCUUAGCAGAGUUUAACUCCAAGGUUACAGAUGUGAAUAGCCCAGGUAUCGACUGGACCAGUGAGAACGACAGGUUGCUGGUAUGCCAAGUGUGCAUCAAGCUGGCUGAUAUUAACGGUCCGGCAAAAGAGCGCAGACUUCACUUGAAAUGGACAGAGGGCAUCGUGAAUGAGUUUUAUGAACAGGGAGAUGAGGAGGCUCGCCUCGGAUUACCCAUCAGCCCUUUCAUGGACCGCUCGGCGCCACAGCUGGCCAAGCUGCAGGAGUCCUUUAUCACGCACAUCGUCGGGCCACUGUGCAACUCAUACGACGCUGCUGGCCUCCUCCCAGGUUACUGGGUUGAUGAGGAAGAGGUGGAUGAUGAAGAUGGAGAGGAGGAUGACGCUGAAGACACAGAGACUGACGAUGAAGAUCUUGAUGAAGAGCUUCAGUUAAAGCCGAGGAAAAGCCGUCAGCGUCUGUUCUGCAGCAUUAUGCAGCACCUGACUGACAACCACACGGCGUGGAAGCAGAUCAUCGAGGAAGAGGAGAAGAACUGUGACCUGGGCCUUCAUCAGCAGCAAGAGCAGCAGCAGGCAGAUGCGUUGAGCCUUCCGCCUCCCUCCUCAACCUCAGAUGACAUUCAGGUCAUUGAGGAGGAAACCGAAGAGGAGGAGCGGCAGCAGGAGGGGGAUUGAGUUGAGCCAAUUGGCUAAGAAAAAACUAGGGGAGGGGCCUGAAGCAAAGAACUGACUCUUUGCUCUGUCCUCUCCUCCAUCAGAACACAGACACGUGGUCUGAAUCAACACCAGAAGAUUCUGCCAGAUCUCCCGUACUGAAAUGAAUCACUGUGACGCAAACGCAGUUCACAUGGUGUUAAAGAAGAAAAAAAAAUUUUAAAAAAAAGGCCUUACUACUGUGAGAGCAUCCUAUGCACUUUCACCCCAUGGAGGAUGAGGAAAAGAGUUGAAAAAAUACAGAACGAAAUAAUGAACGAAACUCUCCAUGGUUAUUUGGCUGUGAUGCUGCCUUGAAAGCAGAGCUCUUAACUCUCCUGUAGGUACUUAUUACAAUUAUUUAAAAAAAACAACAACAAAAAAAACAGAACGGCAGAAGACUUUUAAGUCAUUACUUGUUACCAAAGCGAACAGUUAAAAAUAAAUGAGGCUGAGGCUAUAUCAGGCUCAGUGUCAGGAAUACUCGAGAAGCAUAAUCAAAUGUGCCUGUCUGAACCUUUUUUGGGGUUUUUUUUUUGUUCCCCCGCGUGGUCCUGGUGAUGGACUCCGACCCUCAGCACGACACGUGCAGUUUUCCUCCUCAUGCUGGUGACACGAAAACACUGUAUCAUUGAACUCAGCCACUAGGACUUUAAUAUGGAAACGCUGACAUUUUGACUGAAAAAAACAAACACGAAUAUUUACGUCUGCAUCAUUUUCAGAUGCUUUUUUUUCCCACUCACCUGCCUUUAGUUUUAGUUUCCUUUGUUAUAUAUGUUUGUGUGUUCAUGAGGUUUGUUUUUUUUUUUCUUUCCUCCUCAGGAAUGCAAAGUUGCCAUUUGUUUUUCUGCUUGUAAACUGUUAAAAGCAUUAAGUGUGGAACAGAGAAGAAACACUGUUCUAAUGAAGGGAUCUUACUGCUAUUAUUUCUAUUAUAAGUAAAAAUCACUCUCUCUCUCUCUCACACACACACACAUGCACACACUCAGUAUUUGAGCAUUGUCAGAGUUACUGUAAUUUUAACUGUCUACCACGGAAAUUAAAUAUUGAAUAUGUGCUCUGCAUAAUAUUGAAUAUUAAAGUGCAGACUUUGAGAGGAAUUUAAGUUGGCUGGAUGGUGUAGGAAUUCUAUCGCUUUUUAUAGGAGCAAAGAAUUAGAUGAAUUGGACAAACUCGUAAAUUAAAUUGUCAUUUUUAAUACUUGGUUAUGAAUCCUUUGGUGUGAAUGACUUCCUGAAAUCUGGGACUCAUAGACGUCACCUGGUGCUGGGUUUCUUCCCUGGUGAUGAUCUGCCAGGUCUGCUGCAUCCGUCUUCACUUCCUGUUUGUUCUGAAAUGCAGCUCAAUCGGAUUCAGGUCAGGUGAUCGACUUGACCGCUGCAGAGCGUUCCACUUCUUCUUUGCCUUAGAAAGCUUUGGGUUGCUUUUGGAGUGUCCUUCAGGUCAUUUUCCAUCUGCAGAGUGAAGCUCCAUCCAUUGAGUUUUGAAGCAUUUAGCUAAAUGUGGGCAGAUAAUAUAUCUCUGUGUACUUCAGAGUUCAUCCUGCUGCUUAUGUCAUGUCAUAUCAGUAUAUACAAGUGAGCUGGUGUACUCCAAAUGCACACUUGAAAUCAACUCUAGACCUUUUCUCUGCUUACUGGUAAGUGAAAUACGGAGGGAAUAACUGUCCAAUUACUUUUGGGGGACCACAUAUUAAAAAGUACUGUAAUCCCUAUGGUGUUCACCUGAUUUGGAUGUAAAUUAAAGCUGGAAGUCUGUAUUUUGAGCUCAUAUUUAUUGUUUAAUUUCUGUACUGUGGUAGACAUCUAAAAUAAUAACUUUGUUAAUGUCCAAAUACUUAAGGACUUUACUGUAUAUGACACACACACACACAUUUUUUUCUUCACGGUUUCUCAGGAUUCAUGCAGACUGAUCGUCCUGUUUGGACAGUUUAAAGUUUAAAGGAAAUCAUUUCAGACGCUUUGUGAGAAGAUCAGACAAUUUUCAGUUCAGAUGUUGGGAAAAACGGGCAUUUGAGGCUUUGUUUUGGUGUUCAGUCCCCAGCUCAGCUGAAGUUCAGUCAGAUAAAAGUCUCAGCUCCCCGAACCCGAAGUAUUAUUGUCUGUUUUGAUACAAAACGGAGUUGGAGAAUGUAAUGAAUAUUUUUGAUGUACGUAAUAGGCAAGUUCCUAUUUUAUUUGAACCAUACACGUUCUUUUGUUAAAUCACACCGCGUACACAUACUUUUUUUUUUUUUUUUUUUUAAGUAAUCUUUGCCAAACAUGCAAGCAGGCCAGUGCAUCAAUUUGAAGUGAUCCAGGGUUUCACCUCAAAAAGAAAAGCUGUACACUUUUUUAUAUUUUCAUAUCCUUCACCAUAAGGCAGGUUUAAUACUAAUAGCUCUAUAUAUUUUUCUCUAAAGCGAGAACUCUAGGCAUUCCACUAGAAUAAAGAACAGGAAGGGGAGACUGACAUGCUGCUCUCCUCAUUGCAUUUUGUUUGGAGAGGAAAGUUCUCAAGUAGGCAGUGUACAUCAAGCUAUAUUUAAAGAAAAGAGAAACUAAAAAAAAAAGAGAGAAACGACCUAUAAAUGUGCACAUUUUACUACCAAACAAGUGUUUAAUCUCUGCACAGAAAGAGUAUCUGCGUAUAUAAAUAUAUAUAAAAUAUAUUAUAUAUUUUUUAAUUAAUCAACUGAAUGCGUCUGUUUUAUACAUACAGCUGACAUUGUACAUUAAGAAUCUGUAAUUAUCAUCCUGUUUCCAGAGUUUUUAAUCUAAUACUAUUUACAGAUGUGGAUAUGUUUGGGUGUGGUGUUACUAUUUUAAUAAUAAUUUGGGGUGCGUUGUCUUUGUGUUUCUGUGCAUAACCACUCUGCUGAGAACCUUUUUCCCUCUAAAGCUGGAUGCUGUGAGUCAGCUAGCUGCAGUGCCAAACGCCCCCUCGUCUCCUCGCUCAUAUCUUCUCUUUCACUCAUAUAUUCUCUCUCGCUCACAGUCUCUCUCUCAUAGUCUCUCUCUCUCUCUCUCUCUCAUAUUCUCUUUCUCAUAGUCUCUCUCGCUCAUAUAUUCUCUUUCUCAUAGUCUCUCGCUCACAGUCUCUCUCUCAUAGUCUCUCUUUCUCAUAUUCUCUCGUAUUCUCUCUCUUAGUGUCUCUCUCUCUCAGUCUCUAUUCUCGUUCUCAUAGUCUCUCUCUUAUAUUCUCUCUCUCGUAAUCUCUCUCAUAGUCUCUCUCCAUCAUAUUCUCUCUCUCUCUCAUAGUCUCUAUCUCUCUCCAUCAUAUUCUCUCUCUCUCUCUCUCUCUCUCUCUCUCUCUCUCUCUCUCUCAUAUUCUCUGCACCUUCCACUGCCAGUCGCUUUAUCAUGCACUUUGGCCUUCAUUAGUUUUGGGAGUUGAGGAUUGCUAUCAAUCAACCAUAUUGCCUCUGGUUAUUUCUUUCUUUCUUACUUCUUUUCUUCCUUCCUUCAUUCUUACCUACCUAUUUUUUUUCCUGUACGUCUGUCAUCACCAGGAAUCCAGCAUCUUCAUUUCACUUCAGUAAUUUGUACUGCUUCUCUUCCCUGUCAGAAAUUCCAUUACAUUUUUCUCCUUUUUUUCCCCACUGCAAUGCCCUCCACCCUUCUUCUUCUUGUCCUCCUUACAUUUAAAACACUUUUUAUGUAGCAAGUAAAAUAGCAGUGUCUGAUGUAACCAUUUCAGUCUUUUCAACUUUGUGGGGGCGGGAAACUGCCCCCCCCCCCUGUUAUUUAUAUCUGUCCAUAAAGAAUACCAUCCCUGAAAAUA